Galeopterus variegatus (Sunda flying lemur) is the source of this 895-nucleotide messenger RNA. RefSeq names its product alkylated DNA repair protein alkB homolog 8-like. The transcript has 4 exons. Gene Ontology annotation, biological process: tRNA wobble uridine modification. Gene Ontology annotation, cellular component: nucleus; cytoplasm. The annotation marks the transcript as partial. Gene Ontology annotation, molecular function: tRNA binding. NCBI's taxonomy places the organism in Eukaryota, Metazoa, Chordata, Mammalia, Dermoptera, Cynocephalidae. The record is from RefSeq and is a predicted model, not a curated record.
AUGUUGGAAAACGCAACUCCUGGGGGCCGUAUGCCAGUCCUACAUAGUACUUCUUCAGUUCACUGGGUGAUGCUGGAUUCCAAAGGGAGACUUAGUGGGACUGCCUUUCACAGAUAUUUUCAAGGCGUCUUCUACGCCCUACCCUCAACACUGCCUCCAGAGGCCUCUAGCAUAGACCGUCCAGACCCGAAUUCCCGCAAGUCAGAUUCCCGUGUAUUUUUCCAUAAGGGCUUCAAGAUUGUCAUGGAUUUUAAGCACCCAGAUGGUGUCACGGUGCCAGUUAUGUUGCCUCGUCGGAGUUUGCUGGUGAUGACAGGAGAACCUAGAUACCUUUGGACCAUGGGACAAGCAGAUAUAGUACAAGCAGAUCACUUUAAUUCUGUAGAGAACAAGUUUUAUGCUUUAGAGCGUAGAGUGGCAGCUCUCCAAGAACUUGUUCGACUCCUGAGACCUGGUGGGAAAGGGAAAGCACUCAUUUAUGUCUGGGCAAUGGAACAAGAACAUACGAAGCAGAAGUCCAAGUAUCAUAGAGGAAACAGAAUUAGCCAAGGAAAGAAAGAGGAGAUCAUCAGUGACACAUCAAUGCAGGGGUUGCUUGUGGAGCACAUGCCUGGCAAUCAAGACUCAGCCUCUUCUGUCCCCUCCAUUAUUGACUUUCAGGAGACAGGAUGUAAUUCAAGGAAGGCUGCUAAUUCUCAGCUGCCUAUUCACAUUAACAGGACUUCUUUUCACUCUCAAGAUGUACUGGUUCCCUGGCACCUUAAAGGAAAUCCUUGUAAAGACAAACCUGUUGAGCCAUUUGGCCCAGCAGGAUGCCAUGACUCAAGUCCUGUGUUUCAUCAUUUCUACCAUGUGUUCUGUGAGGGAGAAUUGGAAGCUGCGUGCCAGGCUUUGA